AUGGCACUCAUCGGAAUCACCGUCAUCUCGGAUCCAGUAUGCCCGUGGUGCUACAUCGGCUACCGCCGCCUAACCAAGGCCAUCCGCCUAUACCAGAAAACCUAUCCCGGUGGAAGCCAAGAUCGUAUCCGCAUCUCCUGGAAACCGUACUUUCUAGACCGCGAUGCUCCAAUGGAAAGUGUUCCCUACAUAGAGCGAAUGACCCAAAGACUCGGUGCUGAUAAAGUUCCUGCCGCAAAAGCUCGGUUGGAGCGACUAGGCGUACAAGAAGGGAUCCAUUUCAAGUUCGAGGGACGAUUCGGAAAUAGUCUACGUGCGCAUCAAGUGAUGUUGUUGAGCGAGUUGGUUAGUCGGGAAGAAGAGAAUUAUGGACGUGGCGAUCGCGAUAUCGCUACGGCUGUUGCCGAAGGCAUCUUCCGGGCUCAUUUCGAGGAUGAGCUGGAUAUCACUGAUAUUGAAACCCUGGUGCGCAUUGCUGUGUACACUAGUGAGGGGUAUUUGGAGGAAGCGAAAGUCCGGACCUGGCUUGAGCAGGGGCAAGGAAUGGAGGAGGUUGAUGAUAUGGCGGCGAGGGCUCGUCGGGAGGGCGUUCACGGUGUGCCAUACUUUCGGAUUAGCGGAGGAGAGGAUGCUGAAGGUGGGGCGUUGACUUUAAGUGGUGCCCAGGAUGUCGAUGAGUUCCUGAAAGCUCUCAUUGCACAUAAAACAGGAAAGGAACUGGAAUCUGCGGACCAGGAGGCAGGUCAGGCCAUGACUUCGUGUUGA
This is a messenger RNA of Aspergillus luchuensis, 765 nucleotides long. RefSeq names its product DsbA family oxidoreductase. Gene Ontology annotation, molecular function: oxidoreductase activity. The transcript is spliced from 3 exons. The record is from RefSeq and is a predicted model, not a curated record. Lineage: Eukaryota; Fungi; Ascomycota; Eurotiomycetes; Eurotiales; Aspergillaceae. Bases 1 to 765 code for a protein of 254 amino acids.